AUGGCCAUACUUCUACGGCGAACGUUCUCCCGCUAUUGUUUACAAUGUAGCCGCCUCAAAUUGUUUCUGGCUGUUGUUGUUUUCUUCGGGUUCUGUUAUAUUCUCCUUCUUUCCAAUUCAGUUCAGCAAAAGUGAGUUUCAAGUCGCCUUUUUAUUUAUCUUCGUAUCGAUUUUAGAGGUCUAGGUUAUGCAACCAAAGUCACAAUAAAAGAGGCAAUUACCAAUGUAAAUACUUCAAAUCAUGGAUCUCAAACGUAAGUGAUAAGGGUUUUACCUUGUUUUUGAUGUUUAGGUAUUAGUUUACAUUAAUAUUUGUGUUUAAAACGCACUUUCGCUUAAGCAUAUAUUCUUGAUGCUUUAAAGCCAAUUUUACUUAAUUUCCAGCACUCUCACAAUGCAUUUAUUGGAUAUUGGAGUUCAAGCGGAAAACGAAACAUACGAGAAAACUAACAUAACUGAGGACCUUCCAGAAUGUGCGCCGUUAGAGAAGAUAUCUGACUAUAACGCCAAACUGUCUCAAGCGACCUUGCUGAUAGAAGAGCUGGAAGAGUUCGAGGUUGAGAGGAAUCAUCCUGGAAUACUGCCUGGAGGUAUAUGGAAGCCAUCUGAUUGUAAGGCACGACACAAAGUGGCAGUUGUUAUACCGUUUCGGGACAGGAAAAGUCAUCUGACUAGAUUGUUGGACUUUUUGAUACCUAUAAUGCAGAAACAAAGACUAGACUUCCGAUUUAUUGUCACUGAACAGGUUAGUUGUUUAUUAUAAUAUACUGUUAGUGAAAACAUUAAAAGAUGUAAUAAGAUCUAGUAAGUUGACAAUUUAUGUACAUGUUGCAGUCAAAAUGCAUGUUUUUCAGUACGGCGAUGACUUAUUCAACAAGGGUAGAAUUAUGAACGCCGCCUUCCAAUUGGCGAUGAAGUUGAACGUGGAUUGUGUCAUAUUCCACGAUGUAGACAUGUUUCCUCAAGACGAUCGAACACCUUAUGAUUGUCCUGAUACUCCACGACAUUUAGGAGCUUUUGUUAGCAACCUAGGCUAUCAGUAAGUUAUAUAAUUCUAUCUGCGGCUUUGAAUAUUUAGUUUGCUUCAAUAUUAAAUUUUUUAAUCUUGAUUUGUACUAUUCAAACGUUUAUCUUGAUAUCUUUAUAGGUUGUGGUACAAAGAAAUCGUUGGCGGUGCUUUAGCCAUUCGUAUGGAUGAUUACCUUGCUGUCAACGGUUACUCGAAUCUUUACUGGGCAUGGGGAGGAGAAGACGAUGAUAUGGGUAAGGUGUCAUUUUAAAAUUAGGAGUAAUAAUUGUAUUUUUUUAGUUUCUAAUACUAGUAUGUAGGUACAUAUUUAUUUUAUUACCUAAAAUAAACGUUUCAUUUCCAGGUAAACGUAUAUUGUCCUUGAACUACACAAUCGAACGGCCGAAUCAAUCUUAUGCCAGGUUCUCGAUGUUAAAACACGUAAAGAGGAAACGAACGGCUCCAAAACUGAUUUACAAACUUCUGGACAGCGCAGACACUCGAUGGCACACAGACGGCGUCAAUGAGACCCAGCACUGGACGAUAAAGUCACUGAUCAAAAGGCCGUUGUACUACCAUCUUUUUGUUGAUGUAGGCCCUUCACCUGACUUGUGGAAGUCUGCAUAAUGUUGUUAUUGAGCAUAAUCUGAUACUGUGUCAUACUUCUUGCCGUUGUUUGCUUCUAUAUUUAUCACUUUUUCGCUUAGGGGUUGGAACACUGAUGCCUUUACUUUUUUGUAGUAAAUAUUGAUUUUUGAACUGAAGGAGAUUCUCUUAUUGUACAAUUCAAUCGAAUACCUAUAAGAAUUUUGGUAUUAAUAUGUUUUGAGUAUAGUUUUUGCGAUUUUAAUUACAGUCACCAGUUUAUAGCAUGUGAUGAUGAUGCUGGUCGCGGUUUCCAAUGAGCCUAUGCAAGAACCGACCAACCUUCUACAUUUCAAUGAGCGGGAGUUUAUUCUCUUCGACUUCUGGAAGGUCGGAACUGCUUUUGGUAUGUCAUAACUUUGAUUAGAAUUGUAGAAUAUAUAAUAGUAUAAUUCUACGGCAUUUUAUACACCCUUUUUUUAAAUUGCAAACGAAUAAAAAUAAACUGUAUUUCAGGGAUGUUCGGGUCCAUGAUGAUAGUGUUUUUGAUUGCAAUUCUUCAUGAAGCUGUAAUUGGAACUAGAGUGUUUGUCUUACGUGAGAAUAUACCAUUGUCAACGUAUUCCACAGAACAAUUGUACGAAAACACUAUCAACGCGCGGUCAGAUGAGAGUAGUAGAGCCGGAAUCCCUGGAUUUAUGCGGUGAGUUUUAAUAGAUGAUUAAGUUGACAAACACCUCACAACCGUCUUUGAAGUCUGCAGAAUUUAUAUAAACUGUUAUGUAUAUUCUCGGAAGUUCAAGUAGAGUUAACGUUUGUUGAAACAUGUAAAAGUAAUCCCUUUGUUUCAGCCGUCUCGUCCACUCCUUUUCUUGGUUUCGGCUGGGCAAUUCCUUCUUGUAUGGAGUCCAGUGGACGUUGAUGGCACUUCUGAUCCUGUUCAUCGCCACUUUCAAUGUGUGGAUUAUCAUGGCGGUGCUGUUGGGCAAAGUGGUCGGCCAUUUCAUCUUCCUCGGCUCCGCCAGAGUUUCCGAACAGUCACUGAUCCUCGAGGGUGGGGUGAUGCGAGACUCACCCUUGCCCGAGCGCCGCGCGUGCUCUUGA
Bursaphelenchus okinawaensis is the source of this 2698-nucleotide messenger RNA. The record is from the annotation of a GenBank genome assembly. Lineage: Eukaryota; Metazoa; Nematoda; Chromadorea; Rhabditida; Aphelenchoididae.